Molecule: messenger RNA, 2431 nt
Organism: Ceutorhynchus assimilis (cabbage seed weevil)
Lineage: Eukaryota; Metazoa; Arthropoda; Insecta; Coleoptera; Curculionidae
Source: the annotation of a GenBank genome assembly
ACACAAACACUGACGUUUUGCAGUGCUGGUUUUCAACAAUAUUAAUGCCAAUUUUUUUCUUAUACGCCUAUUCAUGCUUGAAGUUUAAUUUUUUCGAGUUCUACUGAUUAAUAAGCUGAACCGUAAUGAACUCUGUGAGUUGUGCAAGCAGCCUGAACAGUAAAUCCACUCCCAAAACCUCUAUUAACGAAGAAAACAGGAGUAAAUCAUGCGACACAAAUUGCUCCUCAAAUUCGAGUUGUUUUUUCAAAAAACGCAAGCCCGUGAAUCCUUUGGCGUACUCCCUAAGACCUACAUAUCAAAAAACCAACAACAUAGUCAAGCAAAGAGUGAUGUCGGCGAAGUUAUUGAAAAUGCGUCAGCUUCAAAGUCAGCUAAACGAUGCCAAUUUUCACUUGGCUGAAGCUACACGUGAAAAUCAAACCCUCAAAACUUUACAAAAGCGACAAGACAAGGCUCUGUCGAAGUACGAAAACACCAAUGAGGAUUUGCCGCGUUUGAUUCAUUCGCACGAAGAAGAAAUACGCAUGUUGAUUGACAAAAAUAAAAAUCUAAGAAGAAACGUUAGAGAAUUAACUGAACAAUUGAAACAAAGAGAAGAAGAAUUAAUCAAGUCUAGAGACCAGUUAGUGCAUCUUGAAAAACUUGACAAAGACAAACACUUGACCGAAAGAGAAAAAUUAAAAGACCUAAUGGAAGAUUACAAAAUUAAAUUACAGAAAACCGAAGAUCAAGUGACAGUUUUGAACAGAAAACUAAUGUUAGAAAGUAAAACCGCUAAACAAAGACUAAACACCGAAAUGCUGAAGCAUAAACAGUGUCAAAGGGAACUUAUGCAAGCUCUGAUAGAAAUUGAUAGAUUAACUGGGCAAUUGGAUUUAAGAGAAAACACUGUUAGACCUAAAAAUCUAAAAUUUCAUAAAAGCAACUUGAAAAUUAAUGGCAAAUUAUCACACAGUCAAAUACCAGUAACUGACGUUAAAUUAGAACCACUUGCAAAUGGUUUACGAAGCAGAGAAGCCGAUAGAAAAAUUGAAAAUACAUUUAAAGCACCAAUGGAAAAUAUUAGACAAAGACUUUCUAGUAGUUCUACUAGAGAAUUAAAUCCAAUUUCAAAUUUUUCCGAUAGCAGAGACACAUCGGCAGGAAGCAGUUUUCAGAGUAGACCAUCAAGUUCAAUUAAAUUAGAAAAAUUACCUGAAAAAAAUAUAGGCAGAAUAAAGAGUGAAGAAACAACAAAAAUUAUUAAUAAAGAUGAAAAUGAUUCAGGGGAAGAAUCUGGAGAAGAAGAUCUAAUUUUAGAGUACAACCACAAAAAAGAAGUCUCUUUCAAUAAAACCGAAAACUUUAGUUUAGAAGAAAAUCAAACAGAUAAUGAAUUAAAUCAUGAUGAGAUGCUUCAGAAAAUGGAAAAAGAAGACAAAUUGAUGCAAGAAAUUUAUGAGAGAAAAAGCAGCGAUGAUUUGUCAAGUACUUCUGAAAUGGAGAAAAUGGCUGGAAAUUUGGACGAAGUAAUACAAAGAGUAGUUGAAAAUUCCCAUGAGAAAUUUGAUAAGGAUUUAGGAAGUUAUUGUUCGAAAGUUUUGGACAACGUUAAAACUUGCAAUAAAGUCAUCAAUUACCACAAGAAAAGCCUGAAAGAUUCAAAAAAAGAUACAGACACAAUAUUGGAUACUUUCAAGAAAACUGAACAAACCGAAAAUAAAUUGAAACAGUCAUUUUUUAAGAUGGGAGACGACAUGGACCUCGUCCAUGAUAUUUUAAAUGAAGAGCUCAAAUUCCAAAAGGAAAGUAACAGUAAUCAAAACAAUACUAAAUCUCUAGUCGAUUUGGAAAAUAAGAGGAAGUUAUUAGCGACACUACGCGCUAUAGAUAAUGGCGAUAGUGAAGCUUUAUUAGAUGUAGAGGACCAACAAAAACGAAGGAAUAUCAUGAGGGAACUGUUUGGUAACGUUGCCCAGUGACAAUAUACCAAUGUUGAAUGUAUAUCAUAUUUAUUUAUAUUUGUUAUUUUUAUGAAAUAUAAAUUAUUUAAUAAAUAUAUUUACAUAUUUAUUUUACACAAAUAAAAUACAAUUAAAUUACAACGAAAAAUAUAUUGUAUAAUAUGUACAUGAUUUUAUUUGUUGUUGAAAUAUUCAAAUAGUUUUCUCUUUGAUUGUUUCCGCGUCCCUUUUCACACUUCUCACAGUUUCUUUGUAGCCGUGAUUUUGCGUUGUCCACAAUUUAUAGUAUAAACUGUUGACGUUCUGCAUAAGUUCCAUGUGUGUUCCUCUUUCACUGACACUCCCUCUUUCCAAUACAAAAAUUUCAUCAGCAUCCAUUAUCGUACUCAAUCUAUGGGCUAUGACUAUCGAGGUGCGAUUUUUGGUGGCAUUUCUAAGAGCUUUUAAGAUGUUCUGAAAAAGAUUAUGUUUUUAAUAACAUUUCA